Messenger RNA from Heterocephalus glaber (naked mole-rat), 9323 nucleotides. It is a transcript of the gene Sall3, whose product is annotated as spalt like transcription factor 3. The record is from RefSeq and is a predicted model, not a curated record. Gene Ontology annotation, biological process: regulation of transcription by RNA polymerase II. NCBI's taxonomy places the organism in Eukaryota, Metazoa, Chordata, Mammalia, Rodentia, Bathyergidae. Gene Ontology annotation, cellular component: nucleus. Gene Ontology annotation, molecular function: DNA-binding transcription factor activity, RNA polymerase II-specific; RNA polymerase II cis-regulatory region sequence-specific DNA binding.
AGCUGAUGCCGCUGCCCCGCGCGGGGCCGGAGCGCCGCUAGCAGCAUGUCUCGGCGCAAACAGGCCAAGCCUCAGCACCUCAAGUCGGACGAGGAGCUGCCGCCGCCGGACGGGGCUCCCGAGCACGGCGUCCCUGGGGAAGGCGCAGAGGACGUGGACAGCGGGAACGAGAGCCGUAGUGGCGGUGAGGAGACCAGCGUGUGUGAGAAAUGCUGCGCCGAGUUCUUCAAGUGGGCCGAUUUCCUGCAGCACAAGGAGAGCUGCACCAAGAACCCGCUGGUGCUCAUCGUGGGCGAGGAUGAGCCUGAGCCGCCCGGUGAGGAGUUCCCGGAAGCUUCCCCCGCCAGCUCACCCAGCGAGCGUGCUGAGGCUGAGAGCGAGCCCGCGGAGGAGGCCACCCCGGCGGAGGGUGAGGCGGGCGAGGCCCAGGCGCCAGCGCGCGAGCUCGAGCCCAUGGACGUGGAGGGGCCCGGGGACAAGGGCGGCACAGGCCAGGGUGCUCCUGCCCCGCCAGCCCCACCCCUGGCCCCAGGCCCUGAGCCAGCCGCAGCCACCUUCGGGAUGCCCAGCACCAAUGUGACCCUUGAGACGCUGCUCAGCACCAAGGUGGCCGUGGCGCAGUUCUCCCAGAGCACACGCGCGGCAGGUGGCACAGCAGGCACGGGCGUUGGCGCUGUGGCCAUCCCCAUGAUCCUGGAGCAGCUGGUGGCCCUGCAGCAGCAGCAGAUUCACCAGCUGCAGCUCAUCGAGCAGAUACGCAGCCAGGUAGCCCUCAUGAGCCGCCAGCCUGCGCGGCCACCCCUGAACCCCUCAGCAGCGGCGCCUGGUGCAGCUGGCCCAACUUCCCUGGCUGCACACCCUGCCCUGCAGCUCUCUGCUGCCCCAGUCCCUGGCCCUGCGGGCCCAGCCGCCCCACUGGCCACUUUCGAGGGCCCCCAACCCCUGACGCAGUCCACCUCCAGAGCAAGCCCCCCAGGUGGCCCCAGCCCUGCGGAAUGCACAGCACCCCCAGCCUCCAGCGCAGGGCCUACCGCACCUGGCAGCACCCCGCAGCCGCAGAACGCGCCCACACCCCCUGCCCUGGGCCCCGGGCCCCUGCUCAGCUCCGCCCCCAGCCUGCCAAGCCCUCUGCUACCUCAAACCUCCUCCAGCAGCGUCAUCUUCCCCAACCCCUUGGUCAGCAUUGCUGCCACGGCCAACGCACUGGACCCACUGUCGGCCCUCAUGAAACACCGCAAGGGCAAGCCACCCAACGUGUCAGUGUUCGAGCCCAAGGCCAGUGCUGAGGACCCCUUCUUCAAGCACAAGUGCAGGUUCUGUGCCAAGGUCUUCGGCAGCGACAGUGCACUGCAGAUCCACUUGCGCUCACACACUGGUGAGCGGCCCUUCAAGUGCAACAUCUGUGGGAACCGCUUCUCCACCAAAGGCAACCUGAAGGUGCACUUCCAGAGGCACAAGGAGAAGUACCCCCACAUCCAGAUGAACCCCUACCCCGUCCCGGAGUACCUCGACAAUGUGCCCACCUGCUCUGGGAUUCCCUAUGGCAUGUCACUGCCCCCAGAGAAGCCAGUGACCACCUGGCUGGACAGCAAACCAGUGCUGCCAACAGUGCCCACAUCUGUGGGACUGCAGCUGCCCCCCACGGUCCCCAGCACUCACAGCUACAACGACUCCCCUAGUGUCACCCCCAUCAGUCGCUCCCCACAGAGACCCUCUCCUGCAUCCAGUGAAUGCACCUCCUUGUCCCCAGGCCUCAACCAUGCUGACACCAGCAUCCCAGUGUCAGCUGAGUCCCCACAGCCGCUCCUCAGUGGGUCUUCUCUGACUAAAACUGAGCCUGGCAGCCUGCCUUGUACAAACGCAAGGACAGUGGACAUUCCUGUUGGGCAGAUCAGUGCUGUGCCCACGUCUGCAGUCACUGCUGUCACAGACAGCACUUCCACGAGCCUUGGCAGCCCCAGUCUUCCAGCAGCCUCUGACCAGUUCAAGGCCCAGUUCCCCUUUGGUGGCCUGCUCGACUCUAUGCAAACGUCAGAAACCUCGAAACUGCAGCAGUUGGUAGAGAACAUCGAUAAGAAGAUGACGGAUCCAAAUCAGUGUGUCAUCUGCCACAGGGUGCUGAGCUGUCAAAGCGCCCUAAAGAUGCACUACCGGACGCACACAGGGGAAAGGCCCUUUAAAUGCAAGAUCUGUGGCCGAGCAUUUACCACCAAAGGCAACCUGAAGACACACUUUGGGGUCCACCGCGCCAAACCACCCCUUCGAGUUCAGCACUCCUGCCCCAUCUGUCAGAAGAAGUUCACAAAUGCCGUGGUGCUGCAGCAGCACAUCCGCAUGCACAUGGGAGGGCAGAUCCCCAAUACACCUCUGCCAGAGGGCUUCCAGGAUGCCAUGGAUGCAGAGCUGCCCUUUGAUGAGAAGAAUGUGGAAACCCUGAGCAGCUAUGAUGAUGACAUCGAUGAAAACUCAAUGGAGGAGGACGCAGAACUGAAGGACGCAGCCAGCGAUUCGUCCAAACCACUCCUUCCCUACUCAGGAUCCUGCCCCCCAUCACCUCCCUCAGUCAUCUCCAGCAUUGCUGCCCUGGAGAAUCAGAUGAAAAUGAUUGAUUCAGUCAUGAACUGUCAGCAGCUGACCAGCCUGAAAUCCGUGGAAAAUGGAUCUGGGGAAAGUGAUCACCUGAGUAACGAUUCCUCAUCUGCGGUGGGUGACCUGGAGAGCCGCAGUGCAGGCAGCCCUGCCCUGUCGGAAUCCUCAUCCUCCCAGGCACUGUCACCCACCAACAGCAAUGGUGAGAGCUUCCGCUGUAAGUCCCCAGGCUUUGGCAAUCAGGAGGAUCCACAGGAGAUCCCGCUAAAGACAGAAAGGCCAGACAGUCCACCCCCAGGCCCAGGAAAUGGAGGUGCCCUGGACCUGACAGCCAGCCACCCCACCCGGCCCAUCAUCAAGGAGGAGGCCCCCUUCAGCCUGCUGUUCCUGAACAGAGAGCGGGGUAAGUGUACGAGCACUGUGUGUGGUGUCUGUGGCAAGCCCUUUGCUUGCAAGAGUGCGUUGGAAAUCCACCACCGCAGCCAUACCAAGGAACGGCCAUUUGUCUGCUCAGUCUGCAGGCGGGGGUGUUCCACUAUGGGUAAUUUAAAACAGCACUUACUGACACACAGAUUGAAAGAGCUGCCUUCUCAGGUAUUUGACCCCAACUUUACUCUAGGUCCCAGCCACAGCACUCCUAGCCUGGUCUCCAGCCCUGCACCCACCAUGAUCAAAAUGGAAGUGAACGGUCACAGCAAGGCCAUCGCACUGGGCGAGGGCCCACCACUGCCGGCUGGAGUCCAGGUCCCCACAGGGCCCCAGACAGUGAUGACCCCAGGCCUGGCACCCAUGCUGGCACCUCCACCACGCCGGACUCCGAAGCAGCACAACUGCCAGUCCUGUGGGAAGACCUUCUCCUCGGCCAGUGCCCUGCAGAUCCACGAGCGCACUCAUACUGGGGAGAAGCCCUUCGGCUGCACCAUCUGUGGGAGGGCCUUCACCACCAAGGGCAACCUCAAGGUACACAUGGGAACUCACAUGUGGAAUAAUGCCCCUGCAAGGCGUGGUCGCCGUUUGUCUGUGGAAAACCCCAUGGCCCUGCUAGGUGGUGAUGCCCUGAAGUUCUCUGAAAUGUUUCAGAAGGACCUGGCAGCUCGAGCCAUGAAUGUUGACCCUAGCUUUUGGAACCAGUAUGCAGCAGCCAUCACUAAUGGGCUCGCCAUGAAGAACAACGAGAUCUCUGUCAUUCAGAAUGGAGGUAUCCCCCAGCUCCCAGUAAGUCUAGGCGGAAGUGCCAUUCCCCCUCUGGGUACCAUGACUGGUGGGAUGGACAAAGCACGCACCAGCAGCAGCCCACCCAUUGUCAGUUUGGACAAAGUGAGCUCAGAGACGGGAGCCAGCCGUCCAUUCACGAGAUUUGUUGAGGAUAACAAAGAGAUCGGUAUAAACUAGCUGGACUCAUUGGGACUCAAUUCAUCUGUUCUGUCCACAUUCACAUUUUGCAGUUUGAGCGUCAGCUUUGGACCCUCAUGCCUAGGUUCUCAUUAAAAUUUUACUUAUGGCAGAAAAUACUUUCACCAUGUGGCUGCCAAAAGGUCGUCUGUGAGCGCUGCAUGGUACUCUGCUCAACAGUGGGUUUGACUGUUCUUAAGAACUCUGCAACUUUUUAAAUAAAUUCCAGUUAAAAAGAAAAAAAAGAAGUGCUUGGAAAACCGCCUUAGAACAGAAAGAGCUCAGUUCAUAUCCACUGCCUUUAUCCUAAAACCUAAUAACCCUUUCAGGGGUAUUCCAGUGAACCCCUCUCGAUGGUUUUGUUCGAAUUAGUUAGAAACUUGAACUAUGUUUUAGGAACUCUUCAUCUUAAAGAAGUGGUUCAGUACUCCCAAUGCUGUGUAUUACGACAGUAUCUUCGUCCGUAGUAUUUAUAAUGUUAAGAUUAUGCGGGUAACAGACAAUAAAAUAGCCCCAACCUUAAAUGAAGCUUUUGUACUGCAGAAUACAUCUGGCUAUGUGAUUUUUUUUAAAAAAAAAACAAAGUUUGUUUUACUAUAAAUAAGUGGAUUAUUUCAACGCAGGCAAAAUUGUGACGUUCUGUUGGGAAAGAUAGCAUGCUUUUUGUGUGCAAGUACCUGUCAGUAACAAGCCUUUUAUUAUUUUUUUUAACUUAAAUGUUUGUAGCUGCUAUGUGGACAGUUGUUCUCUAGUGUGGUCUGUAGCCCAGUGAUUGAUUGGGGAACAAGUUACAGACAUACAUCACCGUAAAUUAUUCACAACAUUAUAAACAGUUGUGAGUAAACAUCAAAGCUGUACAAUAAAAAGGUAAUGUUUGUAUAAUGUGGUUGCAAACUCUUAAUUUAUACGAUUGCACUUUUAGUAUUUUGUAUUAGGGAGGUUUGUCUAUAAUUUGAAAAUUUUAAAAGAUGUAAAGUAUUUUAUAAAUAGUACUUUGAUUUAGGAAAAUGGGGGGAAAAAACCCUGUUAUGGUUUCUUGUUUUGUCUUAAAGUCAAACAAUACAAGAAAUCUAUCCUACUUAAGCAGAAAAGCCACCAACACUUGUCAGCGCCUCGAUAAAAUAAGGCCUGCCAUUUCUUAAGUUAACAUGAUUUAUUUAACUUUUCUACAAAGCCCAUUGAAAAACUGUGACCACCCUAAUGAAACUUUGACAAAUUAAUCUUAGAACUGUGACAUCAGUACAAGUCCAAAAAUAACUGAGAGACAUUGUGUAGGUGUGAUUUUUACUGUAAGCUCUCCUGUCUCUUUCUCACACACACACACACACACACACACACAGGAUGGUGACUGCCUAAUAGUGCUGGUAACCGCAUUCAAUAAACAAGAGAAAUAGUGUCCAGCAGUAUAAUCAGUCAUAACUUUGAAAUUUCCUGAGUUCCUGAUUUAUUUAUUAUCUUCUCAAAUGAAAACAAAGCACAAUGUCCUCUGAUUAUUGCAAAUAUGGUCUUACGCUGAUGACUUUAUCUCAGUUGCAUCAAGUGAGCAAAGGCUGGGAGGUGGGGCUAAAUCAAAACUUGAACGUCAGUGUUGUGUGUACUACCUCAUUUUUAUGCGUUGCAAGUAUGCUGGGAUCUGACACAAUGAACUUCCAACAACAGAAUUGUUCAAGAGAUAUUGUGAGUAGCUGGGUAACAGUUCAAGGAGCUGUCAGCCCCUGAAGAAUGAAUCAGACAGUGAAUCUUCUCAGUUGAAACAGAAAAAUAGAACCAUCUUUCUCACACAAGUCCAGCAACAGCAAAAGGUGUUGGAGGAGGACGGGCUCCUCUGCCAGCGUGUUGUUGAACAAAGAGUUUCAAAGGCUCAUUAGCUGUUUGUUUCUGUUGGAAAUGAACGUUGAACUCUGCAACUCUGUUUUCCAUGUGGUGACAUGUGGCACCUCCGUGUCAUGCCAUCUCUCCUGGGGGAUGAGUGACAGGGGUGUGUCGGCAUUGGGAAGAGGGAACCAAGGUGGCUUAACGUUGCUGUGUUUCAGCAGUCGAAUGUUUUGUUAUUUAUCUGUGUCCUUUCGGUGUGUUUCGUUUUGUUUUGGUUAGUAUUUGGUACUAUGUUAGUGUCCUCUCUUCUCCCAGAAGGAUGUGUAUAUAACUUAAGAAAAGAGAAAUGUAAAGUGUUAUAAAUAAGGUGGCUCGUGAAGGGACAGUGAGACCGGCCCAGUCUGUAUUCAGGGCUGGCUCAUCCCUGCAUGGUGAAGAGAGACACUAUUUUUUUAUUGCAAUACCAUGCAGGGUGAGGACUUCCCUGAGCCAGCUGGGAAUUGUUACCUAGAUCCAAUAUUUUUUAUGAUUAAAUCUUGUGGCUUGACACAUCUACUGAUUGAAAUGGAUGUCUUAGUCUAGGUUACUAUUUUUGUCAUAUGGAACUGAAUAAAAUGCAGGAUGUGAUAUUAUUUCUGAAUUGCGUUCCUUGAUUCUUCUAAUGGAAAAGUGAAAUUUGAGGUGGUCAUUUAUGGUGUGUGUAUGUCUAUGGUAUUGCUACAAGGAAAGUCAAUGAGGGUUGACAGCUUAGAUUUAAGCAAUAUCUAAGAGUAUUUCGAUUGGUCUUGAAUUUGGGGUUUUUGUUUCCAAAAUAAAAAUUCAUUCUUCUAAUUUUGGAUUUUUUUAUAUCUCUCAUGCAAGAAGGUGUCAUAGAAAAUUCCUACCUGUUAAAAGACUCAGCAGUGGGCCAGGGACUUAGCUCAGUGGUUCCUCCGCUGGCCUCGCAAGCUCAAGGACCUGAGUUCAAUCCCCGGUACCAAAAAAAAAAAAGACUCAGCAGUGCGCAAAGAUGACUGGACUCAGUUGCCUUCCCAUCGCCAGCAUUAAGUGAAAAGAAUGGUUUUUCAAGUCACUUGAAUAAAAGAUGUGCAUCAAGUCGCGUUACAGGAAAGGACAUGAGCAGAAAUGUGCUCACAAUGCCACCAACACUGCAGACCGCGGCAUGAGUCCACUGAUGUCGGCCCUGUGUCUGUUCUCCAGAUGGAGGACGGCCUUUAUAUUAAAAUCAGCUUUAUCUCAUGGAUAAUAGUUGAUAAGACUCACAACUUUAAAUAACUUAAUAGCUCCUGGAUUUUAGGAUAUAUAAUCCAUUUCUUGUUCUAAAAAAUUUUUAUUUUAAAUAACUACUGAUACAUAGAAGCCACAGUAAUCUUUAUCUGGGAAGAACUGGUCAAUUAUUUUAGGAAUGAUAAAGGCACUAACCACUAAGGUAGCUAGCUAGCCCAGACCAACCUUCAGCAGAUUUCAGAAGGCUUAGAAAUUUAAUCAUUUGAUUUCAGUCCUAGAGUAGAAAUUAUCAGAUAUAACCAGACUAAAGCAGAUGGUAAAUUCAAUUUUUAAAAAGGAAAUAGUAAAGAUCCUAUAGCCAAUUAGAAUAAUUAAUAUAAAUUAAAAUGCAGGGGAAAAGGGAUUUAUUUCUUGAAUUUCAAAAAUAUUUUCACAUAUAAAAUCGGAGGUUUUGGGGCUUAGCAAGCCUGAGUAUCUCUUUUUUAUGCCAACUCAUUAUUUAAACUUGUAUCAAAGAGUCAUAAAUGGCAACAAUCUCUAAAAAUUAUCCAAAUACAUUUCUAUUCUGAGUUCAUUACAGGGAUGGCUAACAUUUAAAACUAAUUAAAAAGCAGUGCUAAAGGGCUCAGCAGCAAUUGUUUUCAAACUCCACUGUUUAAUCUUAUCUCCGCAGAAGCUUGAAGGCUGUGUGGGCUCCCCACCUGCCUUUUCUUCGGUUUGGCAAACAUUGCCUAGUUCCCACUUUGUAUUUUACAAAGCCACAGAAAACAUCAGGAGCAUUUCUUUAUUACCAGGCUGCGUGUGUGCGUGUGUUUCCAGCCCAGCCCACUCCAGAUCACCACAUGUACCUUGGCUGUUUGUCUGAUGCUGUCCGAGCCCAAAGCCCUCAGUUCUUUCUGGGCGCACACUGGAGCCAGAGCGAUGAUGUUAUACAUGUGAUUCUUUGUCCAGCCUGUCCUACUGCAUGCCCCUGACCUGCAGCCUGUGUUUUAGACCUUUGUGUGACACCUGUGCUCAUUUACUAAUUACUGGUGCUUGAACUAGGGAGCGAGCACUUGUUUAUUCCUUUGCGAAGUUUCUUAUAACUCAGUGCUUCAUGGAAGAAGAGAGCGUAUGAAACAUUUAUGUUCAUGGGUCUGUUUACUGAAUUUUGACAGUGUUAGAAUUUAAACUACAACGUGUUCUGUGUAGUGCUAGGAGAAAUUCUCCUUUUCACUUAAAAAAGGAAACAUUAAGUAUUAAUUCUCAGCAUUUUUUACAAAUGGGAAACUUUAAAGUGAAAUCACAAUGGGCCUUUCCCAGCAUUUGGUACCGAGUUAGCGGUCUUGAGUGUGAGCUCAUCUCCUGCGUCACUCGCACUGGGACCCUCUGCCUGCAGUGGGGUUCAGGCAGGACAGGAGAGAACAGCAUGUUCUGGAUCAAGGCUGUGACCCUGCCCUUCUUCAAUCUGGUUCUUUAUCUCUUAAGAAGCGGGCAGAACUUGAUGUUACUUGAAUCCUUUCCCCUACAAAAACUCCAUUUUUUUUUAAGAACUACACUAAUAUACAUUUUUCUUUUUUCUCCCCAAAUUCUCUAGACAUAUUCCUUGAUAGUAUUUAAAUAGAAAAUAUGAAUGAUUACUUCAAGGGUAUUAUUCCGUAAUAUGAAAAUCUAUCACAAAAAAAAUCUUGGCUAAAGCAACUAUAUGAAACCAUGUCAGACCAUGAAAAAUGUGUUGGCGUUUUUCAUUCUUAAACACACUGAUUGUUUUAAAUGCGUCUCCAUUUAGGGUUAAAUAAAAUCAAGCUCUGUAAACAUGCUUAGUGCAGUUUCUAUUAGAAAAGACUUUGACAAACAGUUUGAUUUUUAUUUUUUCUGUGUGUAUUACACAUACUAGGCCUUUGCAUAUAUGCAAACAGUAUGCCACUGAAAGCUAUGGUCGUAUUUCUUUUUGGUUUUUAGUACAGUAUUAGAGAACUUAAACUAUUAUCAUUGCUGUUACUGUAGUGACUUAUAACUCUUAUCUGCCUUCUUCAGUCUAAUUUCUUUGACCGUAUCACAGCUUGCAAUUUAGAUAGGCCACUGCAAGCAUAGCCUCUGUGACUGGCUUAGAAAUCACUCAGCACCGGGAUAACCCUUUGGAAAAAACCGGGACAACCCUUUGGAAAAAAACGGGACGUUGGUGAAAAGGGAAGAAGAGAUGUAACUGGUGUCAGUGCACUUGGUUCUGUUGUAUCAGCAACAAUGAAAAAUAAAUGAUUAACAGGUCAUGCCCAUGGAAUGAGAGAUACAAGAAAGAACCUGUUCGUAUUGGUGUGAAU